AGAUCACGAGCUGCCGAAAAGGUUCGAAAGCCAUCCCACGCCCAAGCCCGCUCCGCAAUGAAGCUUUCCGCCUCCACCCUUUUUCCCUCCGCCCUGCUGCUCGGUUGGCUGGACGGGUCUUUCUUCGUUUCCGGGAGACAAAGCGAAUUCGAGACCGAGCCCAUAGCCCGAAAGAUGGGCCGCUGGGAGGUCGCAAGGGUGGGCAGCGACGGCAGUGGCAACGGGGACGACGGGGCCCUCCCCUAUGCCAUCGUGGAUASCCUCGAACCCCUGACCGGAGAGGUCUACUUUGAGGUCAACAAGGACAACUUCGAGGACACCGAUCCGAUCAUAUACGUGGAGGUCUUUGCACGGGUUUCCGAGGGAGCCCCUUGCCACACGGGGUACCUCGUCGAGGGAUCCCAUCGUUUCACCAUCACCACCGGCUUCGAGCCCUACGACGACUACGCUUAUCCGAAAUACUCCAACGGCCGUGUCGGAAGGGCCAUGUACACGAUUUCYCCCAGCCCGUUCGACAUGGGGGAGCGGCAGCGGAUCUUCUUCGAGAAGGACGAAUUCCGACCCCAGCGCCAGUUGCUAUAUUGUAGGUUUCGUUCGUUCGCUUCGGAUCCUUGUGUUGCCUGUUGCUGGAUCACACUCUCGCCGCGAAUUUGCCUUGUGUGUGCGUUUGCGCUGCAUUCCGUAUUUCUCAAGGGAGAAGAUUUUCUAUAUCUCUCUCAUGAUAUUUCAUUUCUCUUUGUCUCUUGAUCCAAUGAUUUCUUGCCGCUGCAYACCCCAGGCGUUCGCGUGUCCACGAAAGUAGACUUCAUGGGCGAUAGYGAAUUGGAUCCCGUUGGAUAUAUCGACACGUUUAUGAAGGUGAAUGUGCAGAUGGUUGGCACGUUUUCCUCCACCUUAAGCACCGACGUCGAAGUCGACUCCAGUGACUCUUCAAACGCCCAAACCAGCAUUUUGGCACGCAUCCCGUUGGCUUCGUAUCUGUGCGACUCCGAGAGAAAUCCGAUCCUCGAAGGCACGAAAUACAUAAUGGGCCAAGUCUUUCGGUACGUGCGCGAACGAGACAGAGGAUCUAAAAUCCGCGCCUGUAGGAUACUCUCAUACUCCAGCCGAAUGCUGGCAAGCUGUUCUUUUUUCCCUGAYCCACUCUUCUUUCCGUCCUUCUUCUUUCUGUGGCCUCUGCCUUGUUUCGCGUAUGAAACGUUCAGAGUUUGCGUUACCCCGGCAGAAAACCUCUCUGACAACCGGCGAUCCCUGCAAGAAGGGGACAUCGAGUACUCRGUGGUCGGAUUCGAUAGCAUYCAUUGCUCGAACAACGGGGUGUAUCGCGAGCUUGUUGAAAAAGAGCUGCCAGGUACCCGGACCACGGUCGAUCCGGUCCCGGACGCCAUCGGGUCGCUCUCCUUCGCGUCCGUGGUCGACYCGGAAUUUUUUGUGGAGGGCGAAUCCUCGUUCUGGUGCGACGGCCGGGUGAAGAUCCGGUACAACGGUGACACCAUAGGCAUGCGAUCUCGAUUCCUGCGGGAGGACGGGGACGAAUACGGCACUUUCGAUCUAGAACUCGAAAUCGACCAGGACCCGCUYGGGUCGCCGCCGGCUUCUCGUCCCUUAACGCUCUGGGAGAUGGUGCUGGGAAAUUAGUAGUUCUAGCAUAGAAUCUUGGAUGACCAAAACUUUUCAGUAGACCUUGAGAACUAAAUAGCAUAUGUACGA
This is a messenger RNA of Pseudo-nitzschia multistriata, 1710 nucleotides long. NCBI's taxonomy places the organism in Eukaryota, Bacillariophyta, Bacillariophyceae, Bacillariales, Bacillariaceae. The record is from the annotation of a GenBank genome assembly.